AUUAAGAAAUAAUUUUAGGAGGUAAAGUAGAAGAAAGUGAGGCGCGUUGAUAUCAUCGCUUGUGGGACGGGAGGGUGAUGAACAGUGAGAAGCGGGCUGGCGGCGGUGGCGUCACCGGAGAGAUGCGGGCAGCUUUUUUUCCGUUUAUCUCUCGUGUGUGCCAUCAUAGCUCUGCGUGCGCCGAUUGCGGAACACCCUAACCUCCGCCGCAUGCCGCCGUCUUGUGCCCAAAGUAAGCAAUCGUCGACAACCGGCUUCCUUAACUUGUCGGAGGCAGGGAUUGCGAAGAGAGCCAUGUCGGAAGCUCGAGUGUACGCCGAUGUCAACGUGCUUCGUCCUCGGGAGUACUGGGACUACGAGUCCUUCACUGUUCAGUGGGGUAAUGAGGAUGACUACAAAAUCAUUCGAAAAGUUGGAAGAGGAAAGUACAGUGAAGUUUAUGAGGGAAUACGUGUUAGUAGCAACGAGAAGUGCAUAAUUAAGAUUCUGAAGCCGGUUAAGAAGAAAAAGAUAAAGAGAGAGAUCAAAAUAUUGCAAAACCUCUAUGGUGGGCCAAAUAUUGUCAAACUUCUCAACACUGUCAGGGAUCAGCACUCAAAAACUCCAAGCUUGAUAUUUGAGUAUGUGAAGAAUACGGAUUUCAAGGUUUUAUACUCCACAUUAACAGAUUAUGACAUAAGUUACUACAUAUAUGAGCUUCUUGAGGCGUUAGACUAUUGUCAUUCGCGUGGAAUAAUGCAUAGAGAUGUCAAGCCUCAUAAUGUUAUGAUAGACCAUGAGUUGCGAAAGCUUCGCUUGAUUGAUUGGGGGCUUGCUGAAUUUUACCACCCAGGAAAGAAAUAUAAUGUACGUGUGGCUUCAAGGUACUUUAAGGGUCCUGAACUUCUGGUUGAGUUGCAAGACUAUGACUAUUCUUUGGAUAUGUGGAGCCUUGGCUGCAUGUUUGCUGGAAUGAUCUUCCGCAAUGAACCUUUCUUUAAAGGACGGGAUAACCAAGACCAGCUUGUCAAAAUUGCCAAGGUUCUUGGGACAGACAAGUUGAAUGCAUAUUUGCAGAAAUAUCAUUUAGAGCUUGAUCCUCAGCUUGUCGCUAUGGUUGGGAGGCACAGCAGAAAGCCCUGGUCCAAAUUUAUAAAUGCAGAUAAUCAACAUCUAGUAUCGCCUGAGGCCAUUGAUUUUCUCGACAAACUUCUUCGAUAUGAUCAUCAGGAUAGGCUCACAGCAAGAGAAGCAAUGGCUCACCCAUAUUUCUUGCUAGUGAGGGCUGCUGAAAAUGGCAGAAAGCAGCCACAUUCAUGGUCUGAACUCUGAAGGAGAGACCCAUACUGAUAUAAUUUUCGCGCAAUGGGGUGCAGAGUUGAGUUGUGUAUGUCUCAUUUUGUACAGUCUCCCACAUCUCGCAUGAUGUAGGCAUAUUACCGAACCACGUAAAUUUUGUUUCUUUAUUUUGUUGUGCCAUUGAUAUAAUUCCCAGAGAUGUACUGUUACCUAGAUUGUUAUGAUACCAUAUCAAAACCCCAGUUUUGUUCGUAAAUUUUGUUUUUAUUGUG
Messenger RNA from Ipomoea nil (Japanese morning glory), 1550 nucleotides. RefSeq names its product casein kinase II subunit alpha-2-like. The transcript has 10 exons. NCBI's taxonomy places the organism in Eukaryota, Viridiplantae, Streptophyta, Magnoliopsida, Solanales, Convolvulaceae. The record is from RefSeq and is a predicted model, not a curated record. Gene Ontology annotation, cellular component: nucleus; cytosol; protein kinase CK2 complex. Bases 211 to 1311 code for a protein of 366 amino acids. Gene Ontology annotation, molecular function: ATP binding; protein serine/threonine kinase activity. Gene Ontology annotation, biological process: protein phosphorylation.